Messenger RNA from Prunus armeniaca (apricot), 411 nucleotides. NCBI's taxonomy places the organism in Eukaryota, Viridiplantae, Streptophyta, Magnoliopsida, Rosales, Rosaceae. The record is from the annotation of a GenBank genome assembly.
AUGGCUGCAGCUUUGAGUUGGCUUCUUCAUUCAGCUUGCCAUGUUUUAUUGUACCCAAAGGUCGACUCAGACUCUAAUAGGGUGAUGGGCAACCCUAACCCUAGUAAUAAUAUUGAAGGCGAUCAUCAUCCUUCAGGCCCAGGCUCAGAAUUAGGAGGGGGUCAUGUGAUGAAGAAGGUGGUUUCUAAUUACUCCAAUAAGAGUGCAGAAAUAAUGCAUCCUUCAGGUUCAGGCUCAGGAGGAUUUCAGAUGCCCCUUCAUUACCCUCGCUACACAAAGGCGGACUAUGAGAAGAUGGAGGAGUGGAAGGUGGACCUGCUCCUCAAGCAAUACGGGCUUGCUUUCCAAGGGACCCUUGAUCAAAAGAGGGCAUAUGCAAUCGGAGCAUUCUUGUGGCCUGAUCAGUACUGA